UGAUUAUUGACACUUGCGCAGGAUUUGUGUUGUUUUAGCCGUCUGGAGUCUCAAUCCACUUUUCUCACGCACACUAAACUCCGUUUUAAUUUCCUUGUCUGUUCCCACUGUUGAGGAAACACAAUACAGUUGGGUAAUAAACCGACACUCCGGAACUACAUCCACUGUUGUUUUCCCUUCAAAAAUUUCACAUCUUGCUAUCCAGGAUCACAAUGUCGUUGUACCCAAGCUUGGAGGAUAUGAAGGUGGAUGAGCUGAUGAAGGCUCAGAUGCAAUAUGAAGCGAGUCAGCACGUCGAGGUUGCUCAGGAGGCCACCCCCUACCCCAACGCUCCACCCCCGUACCCGACGACAGGAAAUGGGCACUUGUACCCCUCUCUCGGAGACUUCAUGGGACUCCAAAUCACUGACGAGUUCGUCCAAGCACACAUUCCGCAACAAGCAUUGGCUGUUCCGCAGCCUCAGCAGAUGCAGAUUUCUCAAAACCGAGGUGGCAUGAUUGCUCCUCUCAGCAACCAGAGUCUCGCAUUCCAGAAAACCCAAGUGACUCAUGGAAUUAGAGAGCUGGUUCUGUGCAAAGAUGCUGAUGAAAAAAUCGGCCUCCGUCUGCGUUCCGUAAACAACGGACUGUUUGUUUGCCUGGUUUCGAAAAACACACCGGCCGCUCUUGCUGGCCUCAAGUUUGGAGACCAAAUUCUGCAGAUCAAUGGUGAAGAUGUGGCUGGAAUGGACAUGGAAGAGGGACACAAAAUUUUGAAGAAGUGUGGCAAAAAUGAUAUCAAAGUGAUCGUCCGUGAUAGGCCUUUCGAGAGGACUGUUGUCCUGCACAAAGACUCGACUGACCACAUCGGCUUCCAGUUCAGCAAGGGAAAAAUUACUGGUCUCGUGAAGGAUUCGUCUGCGGCUCGCAACGGGCUUUUGACUGACCAUCAACUGUUGGAAGUGAAUGGACAAAAUGUGAUUGGUCUUGAUGACAAGGAAGUUACCAAAAUCAUCAGGAGCUCUGCGUCCGUUGUCUCUCUCACCAUCAUGCCACACGUCUUGUACGAGCACAUGAUUAAAAAGAUGCAUGGCAGUCUCAUCACCAAGUUGAUGGAUCACUCUCAGCCAACCAUCUAAAGAAUCUUUGCGCCAUAUUAUAAUUUUUAUGUCCCAGACACAAAAUCCAUGGGUGCCACUUGAAUGGAAUUCACUCUUGUCAUUUUAAAUUAAUUUAUUUCUUUUUUACUUGCCCGUUUUGUAAUUUAAAAGAUAAAUAAUUGGCGAUGGAAAGAAAAUUAGCGACUGGAUUAGUGUGAUGAGCUCCUUUCUGCUCGAAAACCACUAUUUAUUAUACUUAAAUAAACUUAGUUCGGUGGUGAGUCUAUGAUAAUUGAUUCGGAACUAAAAUUAUUAUUCCUUUCAUCUUAGUAUUUUGUAAUUUUUUACCCUUGAAUGAAUUGUGUCAUUUUGCCAAAACAGUUACUGCUGCUUCAUAGCAAUCAUAAGAGCCUUCCGAAUAUAUACCUGCUGCAUUUUUAAAUCAAAUAUUUAUAUAAAGUUGAAAGUAACGAGCUUUUGAUGUCUCUAAAGCAAUCCUUGAAAAAAAAUGCGUCCUUAUAGCUAGAUAUGUAUUUAUCCUGCCUACAGUUUAUGAAUGGUAUUAUACAGUAGCCAUACAACAAAAUGUGAACAUAGAAAUACUUGUCUUCAUGUUUAUAGAUCAUUAUUAUAAUCAAUAAAAUUGCUCUUAAUUAAAUCAACUUAUUUUA
Molecule: messenger RNA, 1750 nt
Organism: Neocloeon triangulifer
Lineage: Eukaryota; Metazoa; Arthropoda; Insecta; Ephemeroptera; Baetidae
Product: syntenin-1-like
Exons: 9
Coding region: 213-1118 (301 amino acids)
Cellular component (GO): cytoplasm; plasma membrane
Molecular function (GO): protein binding
Source: RefSeq, a predicted model, not a curated record